AUGCCGGUGACCGUCAACGAGCCCAGCGGCGAGUCCCACCCCCUCCACCACCGCAAGCACCACUACACCUUCCGCAAGUCCCCCUACCUCGUCUCUCUUGCAUUUCUCCUCGUCGCUACAGCCUUGACACUGCUUAAUAUCCAUGUGCCGCAGUUGAUCCAUGUUGUUGGUCGUUCACCGGGUCCGACGCAGUUUGAGACUAGGUAUGGCACCUGUACCCGCUCCCUAGCCUCCUCCCCUAACACCACCGCCCUCCUCCUCCCCGCCCAUCCUCUCCCCCACGAUGUAGAGCUCCCAAUGCCGGCCAUCUUUGACAGCCUCCCAUCCUCAUCCCUCGUAGGAGGAGGCGGAAUCGAAGGACCGAUCGGCCAUCCGGCGGAGGGUGAUGGACAUGAAUGGGUUUGUCAGGAUUUCCCUACCAGGUCGGAGUGUGAGCAAUUCGGCGAAAAGUUCUGCGUACUCUGGUCGACUGCAGGUUACGCCGCACAAUCAUCGCUCGUACCAUGCCUUGCUUCCCUCUUGUCUCUUUUGUUCAUCUUUCUUCAUCGAGCCCGCAGACAACAAUGGAAACUCGUUUCCGUCACCAUGCUCAUCCACUGCCUCUUGCAAGUCCUAUCAAUCGGUAUGAUCUUGCAUGUGUUUAGGACGGAUGAAAGGUUUGAGAGUAAGGGUUCUCAUCUUGACAAAUCCUUCUCCUUCGGCGUAUCCUCCGCCCUAGUAUCCUUAACCCACGCACUCUUCCUAACCCUUACAGCCUACUCUGCCCGUCUCGGGCAUUCAUGGGCAGCAGGCAAGUCUGCCAAAAAGUCCAGGCGUCAUCGUAGAACCCAUUCGGGUAGGGUCGUGUUGAUAGAGGAUGGGGUGGAAGUGCCGGUGGGGGAGAGGGUCACUGUUGGGGAGGCUAGGGUUGUUGCUGGAGAGGCGGGAGAGAGGACGGGGUUGUUGGAGGGUGAUAGUGGGGAAGCGGCGGGGGGCGGGAGGGAGAGGGCUACGGAUAGUGCUGUUUAA
Messenger RNA from Cryptococcus wingfieldii CBS 7118, 1008 nucleotides. RefSeq lists its product as hypothetical. The record is from RefSeq and is a predicted model, not a curated record. The coding region runs from base 1 to 1008 and encodes 335 amino acids. NCBI's taxonomy places the organism in Eukaryota, Fungi, Basidiomycota, Tremellomycetes, Tremellales, Cryptococcaceae. The transcript has 6 exons.